UUAGAAAAAAUACAAGAAAAAAACACAAAUCUGCGUUAUUAUUACAGAUUUUGCCAUUUUCAUUUCCAAGCUUGAAAAGACAAACAAGAGAGAGUCGCGAGUUCUUCGUUCGUUCUGCUUUUUUUUUGUUCGAAGAGAUGUCUGUCUUUGAAGACGAUUCCUUCGUCAUACUCAACGAUGAUGCGUCUGAGUCUGUUCCAGUCUCAGGCUCUUUUGACGCCAUUGACUCUUUCUCAGCCUACGACGGCUCAGUCCAAGUCGAUGACUCCGUCGACGAUGUUUUUGCAGCGCCUUCUUCUGACUACGGUGCUUACUCGAACGGUGACGGCGUCUUCGGAUCCAACGGUGAACACGACGGUCCUAUCUUGCCACCACCGUCGGAGAUGGAAUCAGAUGAGGGAUUUGCUCUUAGAGAAUGGAGAAGACAUAAUGCAAUUCAACUUGAAGAGAAGGAGAAGAGAGAAAAGGAAUUGUUGAAGCAAAUUAUUGAGGAAGCUAAUCAAUACAAAGAAGAGUUCCAUAAGAAGAUUGAAGUAACUUGUCAAAACAACAAAGCAGCUAACAGGGAGAAGGAAAAGCUGUAUCUGGAGAACCAAGAGAAGUUCUACGCGGAAUCCAGCAAGAAUUACUGGAAGGCAAUAGCAGAGCUAGUUCCUAAAGAGGUUCCAACAAUAGAGAAAAGAAGAGGAAAGAAAGAGCAACAAGACCCUAAGAAGCCAUCAAUCUCUGUGAUUCAAGGUCCAAAGCCCGGUAAGCCAACCGAUCUAACAAGAAUGAGACAAAUAUUGGUGAAGCUCAAACACAACCCACCUUCUCACCUGAAGCUCACUUCUCAACCUCCAUCGGAUGAGGCGGCUGCUCCUCCAAAGAAUGUUCUCGAAACCAAGCCCACUGAGGCGGUUACUGCUGCUUAAAAACCUCUUUGGUUUUCUUAUUCAUUGCUUACAUCUUGUGUGAAUUCGGUCUUUGCAUUUCAUUAUGUGUUAUAAACAGCUGAGAGAUCUUAUGGGUCAUGUGUGUUAUUAACAUAAUUAUGUCAUAUUGGAAUGAUAACUUUUUAUGUUUGAAUUCAGUCA
This is a messenger RNA of Arabidopsis lyrata subsp. lyrata, 1076 nucleotides long. Its product is annotated as clathrin light chain 2. NCBI's taxonomy places the organism in Eukaryota, Viridiplantae, Streptophyta, Magnoliopsida, Brassicales, Brassicaceae. Gene Ontology annotation, biological process: clathrin-dependent endocytosis; clathrin coat assembly; intracellular protein transport. The transcript is spliced from 3 exons. The coding region runs from base 138 to 914 and encodes 258 amino acids. Gene Ontology annotation, cellular component: plasma membrane; clathrin coat of coated pit; clathrin coat of trans-Golgi network vesicle. The record is from RefSeq and is a predicted model, not a curated record. Gene Ontology annotation, molecular function: structural molecule activity; clathrin heavy chain binding.